Messenger RNA from Microthlaspi erraticum, 567 nucleotides. The record is from the annotation of a GenBank genome assembly. NCBI's taxonomy places the organism in Eukaryota, Viridiplantae, Streptophyta, Magnoliopsida, Brassicales, Brassicaceae.
AACUACCUCCGAUCAGGAGACGCCGUCGUACUCCUCCACGUUCAGCCGACGAGCGUCCUCUACGGCGCCGACUGGGGAGCCAUUGACCUGUCGCCGCAGUGGGACCCGGAUAACGAGGAGUCUCAGAGGAAGCUGGAGGACGAUUUCGACAUUUUCACCAACAAGAAGGCGAGCGACGUUUCUCAACCGUUGGUGGAGGCGGAGAUUCCGUUUAAGAUUCACAUCGUCAAGGAUCACGAUAUGAAGGAGAGGCUGUGUUUGGAGGUGGAGAGGUUAGGGCUGAGCACUUUGGUCAUGGGAAGCAGAGGAUUCGGCGCUACGAAGCGGAGCAGCAAAGGGAGAUUGGGGAGCGUCAGCGAUUACUCUGUUCACCACUGUGCUUGUCCGGUGGUGGUUGUUAGGUUUCCGGAUGAAAAGGACGGAGAAGAUGAGACGUCAGGGGAAAAUGGAGGUGAGAGUCUGGUGGAUAGUGAUAAACUUCAUACAGUGCCUGAGGUCGCUGAAGAAGAAGGAGACAAGGAUGAGUACCAUGAUGCUUCAGAUAAGCAGCAGCAGAAGCAAGUUUGA